GCUAGAGACUCCCCUUUUCACGUACAUCACUGAACAUCUGGGCAACGUUAGUAGUGGCGCAGCAUCAGCCAUAUAACUACAUCCAUGACGACAGGCAGCUCUGUAAGAAAGCGCCAUAGGGCCAGUGCCAAUGGAGCAGGGGCUGGUGCAGUAAACCAUGCACAAGAGCCAGCACAGUGGGGAAGAGCAUGGGAGGUGGAUUGGUUCUCUCUGACAGGCGUGGUACUGCUGCUGUGUCUCGCCCCCUUUAUCGUGUUUUUCUUCGUCAUGGCAUGUGAUCAGUACCAGUGCUCCGUCACCCAUCCAUUACUGGACCUCUACAACGGUGAUGCCACCCUGCUCACCAUCUGGAAUCGAGCCCCUUCCUUCACAUGGACUGCUGCCAAGAUCUACGCCACAUGGGUCACUUUUCAGGUGGUGUUGUACAUAUGCAUUCCGGAUUUUUUGCACAAGAUCUUGCCAGGCUACGUGGGAGGAGUUCAGGAUGGUGCCCGAACACCAGCAGGCCUAAUAAAUAAAUAUGAGAUCAACGGUCUACAGUGCUGGAUAAUAACUCAUGUUUUAUGGGUGGCCAAUGCACAAUACUUCCACUGGUUUUCUCCAACCAUCAUCAUCGACAACUGGAUCCCUUUGUUGUGGUGCACAAACAUCCUCGGCUAUUUCGUGUCCACUUUUGUUUUUUUCAAAGCUUAUCUGUUUCCUACCAAUCCAGAGGACUGUAAAUUCACAGGCAACAUAUUUUAUAAUUACAUGAUGGGAAUUGAGUUCAACCCACGUGUAGGAAAAUGGUUCGACUUUAAGCUUUUCUUUAAUGGACGGCCGGGUAUUGUAGCGUGGACUCUUAUCAACCUGUCAUAUGCUGCCAAACAGCAGGAGCUGUAUGGUUACGUGACAAACUCCAUGAUCCUGGUCAACGUUUUGCAAGCCAUCUAUGUGUUGGACUUCUUCUGGAAUGAAGCCUGGUACCUGAAAACUAUUGACAUCUGCCAUGAUCACUUUGGCUGGUACCUGGGAUGGGGAGACUGCGUCUGGCUUCCUUUCCUUUAUACACUGCAGGGACUUUACCUGGUCUACAACCCCGUCCAGUUAUCCACACCCCACGCUGCAGGUGUCCUCAUCCUGGGUCUGCUGGGAUACUACAUCUUCCGUGCAACGAACCAUCAGAAAGACCUUUUCCGUCGCACAGAGGGCAACUGCAAAAUCUGGGGUAAAAAGCCCACUUUCAUCGAAUGUUCCUACCGAUCGGCCGAUGGUGGCCUUCACAAAAGCAAGCUGAUGACAUCAGCCUUCUGGGGAAUGGCCCGCCAUAUGAACUACACGGGCGACCUGAUGGGCUCGCUGGCGUACUGCAUGGCCUGUGGCGGCGAGCACUUGUUGCCGUAUUUUUACAUCAUCUACAUGACCAUCCUGCUGGUACAUCGCUGCAUACGUGAUGAGCACCGCUGCAGUUGCAAAUACAGCAAGGACUGGGAACGCUACACCGCCGCCGUGCCCCACCGUCUGUUGCCCGGCAUCUUCUAGAGUAGUGGUUCUCAAACUGGGGGCCGUGGCCUCCUGGGGGGCCCCAAGAUUGUUCCGGGGGGCCACAGAUUUUGUGGCAUUUUAGAAAUAUGGAUAUUUAUCAUAAAUUUUGUGCAAUAAAACAUCAGAAAAACAACGCCACCAACCAAAAGAAUUUAUGUUUUAGCAUUGUUUAACUGAAUAUUUUCUUGGUUUAAUUAAAAUUUUAAGUUUAAGAUUAUAAGUCUUUAUUUGGGGGGCCGCAAAGCAAUGCACUCUACACAAAGGGGGCCUUACAACAAAAACGUUUGAGAACCACUGUUCUAGAGUGAACGUAUUCUCACAUAUCCCAGAAUACAAAUCUUGUUUUAACCACCACGGCCUCGUACACCAAAGCCACUUGUUUUCUGUGGCUGCCUGUACUGGUUCAUUUCUAAACUUUUAUGGACGUUUGUCUUUCAGGUAGUUGGAAUGGAAUGGUGUAUGAAUGAAUGAAAGGUUUUACAAAGAUGAGUUUGCUUGUUUAUGUGUGAGUGUGGUGUGCAUGGGAAAAUAUCUUACAGGAUUUUCAAGGCGACACACUUCUAUAUAGAAUGGACUUCAAAAACCGCUAGCUGCUAAAUAUACUGUGAUCAACUCAAGUCUCAAUGUUCCUACCUUUGAACAUAUUUCACCAUUCCUGUUGGUGGUGGUUUCUCUAAUUUGUUUAAUGUGGAGUAAAAAACACUGUAGUUUUUUAAUGGUACAGGUUAAAGGAGGCAAAAAUACUACAGAAAUUCUGGUAUGAAUACUAUUACUUCUGUUUGUUUUACCAGCAAAACAAUUCAAAUAGAAAAUUUGAACAAACGAUUUUACAGGUUGUCUUUAUUUCUUUUACUGGUAAACUUAUUGUGUCUCUCACUGUAGGUGCUGAACAA
Triplophysa rosa is the source of this 2417-nucleotide messenger RNA. RefSeq names its product 7-dehydrocholesterol reductase (gene dhcr7). Bases 85 to 1521 code for a protein of 478 amino acids. The transcript has 8 exons. The record is from RefSeq and is a predicted model, not a curated record. Lineage: Eukaryota; Metazoa; Chordata; Actinopteri; Cypriniformes; Nemacheilidae. Gene Ontology annotation, cellular component: endoplasmic reticulum membrane. Gene Ontology annotation, molecular function: 7-dehydrocholesterol reductase activity. Gene Ontology annotation, biological process: cholesterol biosynthetic process; brassinosteroid biosynthetic process.